GGGAAGCCAGUGAAGCCGGAGCACUUUUCAGAUGUCACGCUGUAUUUCAGUGAUAUUGUGGGCUUUACCACCAUCUCUGCUCUGAGUGAACCUAUCGAAGUGGUCGAUCUGCUUAAUGACCUCUACAUACUUUUUGAUGGAAUAAUUGCGAUCCACGAUGUCUACAAGGUAGAGACUAUUGGUGAUGCGUACAUGGUGGCAUCAGGGGUUCCAAACCGUAACGGUAACCGUCAUGCAGCAGAAAUGGCCAACAUGUCUCUGGACAUUCUGCACUGCAUCGGAACAUUUCAAAUGAGGCACAUGCCUGACGUCAAAGUCAAAAUCCGCAUUGGACUCCAUUCUGGUAAGAAUCGCACAAA
Messenger RNA from Sinocyclocheilus anshuiensis, 359 nucleotides. Its product is annotated as retinal guanylyl cyclase 1-like. The annotation marks the transcript as partial. NCBI's taxonomy places the organism in Eukaryota, Metazoa, Chordata, Actinopteri, Cypriniformes, Cyprinidae. The transcript has 2 exons. Gene Ontology annotation, biological process: intracellular signal transduction; receptor guanylyl cyclase signaling pathway; cGMP biosynthetic process. Gene Ontology annotation, cellular component: plasma membrane. The record is from RefSeq and is a predicted model, not a curated record. Gene Ontology annotation, molecular function: peptide receptor activity; guanylate cyclase activity; adenylate cyclase activity.